Strigops habroptila (Kakapo) is the source of this 9576-nucleotide messenger RNA. RefSeq names its product solute carrier organic anion transporter family member 3A1 (gene SLCO3A1). Gene Ontology annotation, biological process: prostaglandin transport; transmembrane transport; sodium-independent organic anion transport. The coding region runs from base 171 to 2294 and encodes 707 amino acids. Gene Ontology annotation, molecular function: protein binding. Gene Ontology annotation, cellular component: membrane. The transcript has 10 exons. The record is from RefSeq and is a predicted model, not a curated record. Lineage: Eukaryota; Metazoa; Chordata; Aves; Psittaciformes; Psittacidae.
GGAGGCGGCGGCGAGCUAGCCAUGGCAGCAGCCCGCGGGCGGAGAGGCAGCCGCCGCGGGCUGCCGCUGUGAUUGGCACCGCGGGCAGCAGGAGGAGGAGGAGGAGGAGGAAGGCGCGGAGCAGCCGCGGGGCCCGCCAUCCCGCGGUGGCGGCGGUGGUGCCCGGGAGGAUGCCGGGGAAGCGGGGCUCGGCGAGCGGCGGUGGCGGUGAGCUCCCGGGGGCCGGCGCGGCGCGGCAGCGGAGGCGGCGGAGGAAGGUCUCCUGCUUCUCCAGCAUCCAGCUCUUCCUUGUGUCCGAGUGCGCCCUGAUGCUGGCCCAGGGCACGGUGGGAGCCUACCUGGUGAGUGUUUUAACCACCUUGGAGCGGCGAUUCAACCUUCAGAGUGCUGAUGUGGGCGUCAUUGCCAGCAGCUUCGAGAUUGGCAACUUGGCCCUCAUCCUCUUCGUGAGCUACUUCGGAGCCCGAGGACAUCGGCCACGCUUGAUAGGAUGUGGAGGGAUAGUCAUGGCCUUGGGUGCCCUCCUUUCUGCAUUGCCUGAAUUUCUGACCCACCAGUAUGAAUAUGAAUCAGGAGAAAUACGCUGGGGGGCUGAAGGGAGGGAUGUAUGUGCUGCCAAUGGGUCCACCAGUGAUGAGGGACCAGACCCGGACCUUAUCUGCAGGAAUAGGACUGCUACCAACAUGAUGUACUUGCUGCUCAUUGGAGCACAGGUCCUCCUGGGCAUUGGUGCUACCCCUGUCCAGCCCCUGGGAGUUUCCUACAUUGAUGACCACGUGAGGCGGAAAGAUUCCUCCCUGUACAUAGGGAUCCUGUUUACGAUGCUGGUAUUUGGACCAGCCUGUGGAUUUAUCUUGGGCUCCUUCUGUACCAAAAUCUACGUGGAUGCUGUCUUCAUUGACACAAGUAAGCUGGACAUAACCCCGGACGACCCUCGGUGGAUCGGAGCAUGGUGGGGAGGCUUCCUGCUGUGUGGUGCCUUACUCUUCUUCUCAUCCCUACCCAUGUUCGGGUUCCCGCAGUCCUUGCCCCCACGGCCAGAGCACGCUGGGGAGAGUGAGCAGGCCAUGCUUCCCGAGAGGGAAUACGAGAGACCCAAGCCAAGCAACGGGGUCCUGCGGCACCCGCUGGAUGGGGAGAGCAGCACAACCUGCUUCCAGCAGCUGCGAGUGAUCCCCAAAGUAACUAAGCACUUGCUCUCCAAUCCUGUCUUCACCUGUAUCAUUCUGGCAGCCUGCAUGGAGAUCGCGGUGGUGGCUGGCUUCGCCGCCUUCCUGGGAAAGUACCUGGAGCAGCAGUUCAACCUCACCACCUCAUCUGCCAACCAGCUCCUGGGGAUGACAGCAAUCCCAUGCGCCUGUCUGGGCAUAUUCCUGGGUGGCCUCUUGGUGAAGAAGCUCAGCCUGUCCGCUCUAGGAGCCAUCAGGAUGGCCAUGCUGGUGAACCUGGUGUCCACAGCUUGCUACGUGUCUUUCCUGUUCCUGGGAUGUGACACAGGACCUGUGGCGGGGGUUACUGUUCCCUAUGGAAACAACUCAACUCCAACCUCAUCUCUGGACCCGUAUUCCCCCUGCAAUAACAACUGUGAAUGCCAAACUGAUUCCUUCACUCCAGUGUGUGGGGCAGAUGGGGUCACAUACUUAUCUGCCUGCUUUGCUGGCUGCAGCAGCACGAACCUCAGUGGCUGUUCAUGCCUCACCUCGGUCCCUGCCGAAAACGCCACCGUCGUUCCUGGCAAAUGCCCCAGUCCCGGCUGCGAAGAGGCCUUCCUGACAUUCCUCUGUGUGAUGUGUGUGUGCAGCAUGAUCGGGGCCAUGGCGCAGACGCCGUCAGUCAUCAUACUCAUCAGAACUGUGAGCCCUGAACUCAAGUCUUACGCUUUGGGGGUGCUUUUCCUGCUUCUCCGUUUGCUAGGUUUUAUCCCACCUCCGCUCAUCUUUGGGGCUGGAAUUGACUCCACGUGUCUGUUUUGGAGCACGUUCUGUGGUGAGCAAGGAGCCUGCGCGCUGUACGACAACGUGGUCUAUAGAUACCUGUAUGUUAGUAUUGCUAUAGCCCUGAAGUCUUUUGCAUUCAUCUUAUAUACCACUACCUGGCAGUGCUUGAGGAAAAACUAUAAAAGAUACAUCAAGAACCACGAAGGUGGUCUCAGCACUAGUGAAUUCUUUGCCUCUACUCUCACCCUAGACAAUCUGGGGCGGGACUCGGUGCCCCAAAAACAAUCACAUAGGACAAAAUUUAUCUAUAACCUUGAAGAUCAUGAGUGGUGUGAAAAUAUGGAGUCUGUUUUAUAGUGACUGUGGAGGGGUGAACUAUAUUAAUAAUACAAGGGUCCUUUUUAAUAAAAACAAGAAGAGAGCACGAAUGAAGAAACACAACUGCAAAACGUCAACGGCAACCCAGGAAACUUUUGUCUUUUUCUCAAAGUCAGACCCAGCCAGGGUUCUUGAGAACAACAUCUUUUAAUGGGAUCACUUGUGACAUCCUGCGGGGUGAUGGAGAAAGCAGGGAGCUGCUGUGGCUGGAUACCAGCCCCUUUGAUGACAGUAUGAGCUUCCAAGAAGAGCAUCUACAGAGGUUCGCUGGAAAGCUCAGCAAACGGACAGGCUUGGGCAUGAGGCAUAAAGAAGGCAAGGUGAUAAUGGCAGUGCCAGAGUAGGUGUUGUGGGUGCAAGUGGGGUCCCAGGGUACACGGAGCCCCGCAGCAUGGGCUGGUCUGAGCGCUGGCAAGACCUGCUGCACUCUGUGAUGACAGAGGGAGCAGUGCUGGAGCCAUUCCACGAGUCACACUCUGUCAUCAGCCACAAGUCCACGAUAAAUACCUUGAAAGCUGCUGGAAUUCUUCCCGGUGGCGAGCAAUGCUGUCAGAGGUAUCUGAGUCCUUCCAGCCGAGUCUUAUUCACAGAUUGCAGCUUUGUGGUUGUCUGUGAAUAGCUCUGCUUACAUCUCUCAAACCCAGUAAAGUUCAAGACGUUUGCUCACACUUGCCAAACGUGCUGUCAUUUUUAAAGGGGGUGAAUUCCAAAUACUUGGCUGUGCAGUCCUCUAAUAAGAUGUUUUUAAAACAAAUUAUUUUCCAAUCUGUGUUAACCCUUAAAUCGCUGACACUUUUCCAUAGGGAGGAUUUAUUUAUGCUACUUUGGGGAAGGAUCCUGUUUUGAUUCACCCAAACAUAAUGUGACUCAAGGGGUUUGUUUAACCCUCCGCGUUUUUUAUCCAUACGCCUUCAUUCUAAUAUGCUACCAAGCCAAUGAAGACACAUAAUAUGUUUUUAAAAAGGAGAACGAAUGCACUGUGUCUCUAUAAAAACAAUUGUCAGUUGGAGAAUUAUAGAUAAUAUGAUGAUUUACAUAAUAUAGUUUUUUUUUUCAUAUUCUAUGUGACUCAGUGAAUACAUAUAUAUAUGUGGAGAGGCUGUUUAUGUUCUCUCCAGUUUUUAAAGAUAUAUAUAUAUAAUUUGCAAUCUAGAAAUCGUGUGGUGGAUGUUUUCUUUAAAGUAAGUGUGCGCGUGUGUGUGUGUGUAUACAAGAUGAAAGGAAUACUGACCUUAAUCCUGCAACCCUCACAAUUGAUUUUUUCACCUAAGAAAUUCCACUGACUUCAGUGGAAGCCACGUGAAGAAGGUGGAAUAAUCUCCCCUCCUGGAGGCCACAUUUUGCCAUUAGCUGUGCAGAUAGGGUUCCUAUGGAAGGCUGGGUUAUGGGAGCAGAGGCUGGCCAGCAUUGCGGACCUCUGAAAUUCUCAUUGAGAUUCUUAAGAGGCACCCAUGCAGGAGAAGAUUUGGCUUUGCUUUUGCAAUGCAGUCUCACGUAAGCCUGCAAAAAUCACGGGGCAGCUUUGAUCUGAUCUCAAGAAGCAUGUGGUCAGGCUUAUUUUGCAUGCGUAUUUUUCUUUUCCAAAACAUUCCUGCUGGGAAGCAAUACAAAUUCAUUGUGUUUGAUGAGUUUUCCCCAGGAACCGGACUCAUUUCCAACGGACUAAAUGUCAGAAGGGUUUUAAGGGUUAGCAUCAUCAUCAAAAAGCUCCUUAUUUUUGUUUGUACUUUGAAGCUGUUGUGAACUUGCAGAUGUUUGGAGUAACCUGGCAUGGUGAACCGAAUGCUGGGCACCACUUCCAUGCAUCUGGCAGAGGGGCUGAUCUUCCCCAAGUCCUUGUCCGUUGCUGCCAGUGGACACUCCAGAGCUAGCACAAUUACAGAGGGUUUAUAACUUUCCACUCAUGUUCAACACCUCUUUAGGAGACUUUGCUCUUAUCUAGGCAUUGAAACAUGAGUGUGGGCUAUCAAACUGCUUCCACUUGACUGACUUUACAUGUGCGUUUGUAAUUUACGCACAGCAUUGUAUGUUCAGCAACAAGAAGAGCAAAAAAAAAAAGGGUGUAUCAAAUAAGCUCCACUGUGCCAAAUACUCGACAAAUACUGUAACUGCAGAUAUUUGAGUCUUGGUUUUCAGCCAUGUUAAGAAUCACUUGAUUAAUGAAGACGUUUAAGUAAAGUUAUUAAGCUAUGCAGUGCCAUUGUUAUGUUGGGUGGUAAAUGAUGCUUUUUAGACCAUUAGAUUGGUUUAGUAUAUCCUGUCUGCUAAAAUAGAGAUACUUCAUCCAUAAAACAAUGAAUUUACAAAAGGCACAGGGUGCAUAACUGUCUCAUAAAAUAUAUAUAAUUGUCAAGUAUAAGCCUUUGAAAUCAUUCUGUACAGUUCUCUUCAUUCUGGAAAUUUAUUACUCAGACUGCUGUCUUUCCAAAUGUUAGCUCAUAAUUUUAUACUAAACACACACAUUCAGACUCAAACACAAAUGUCAUAGAAUAGAACCUUUGUAAAAGCCUGAUUGCUUGAAAUUCUAUAACCCCUUUCACAGUUUCAUUUUUUUUCCCUCUGAAAGUCCAAGGUGAAGGAGAAUAACAUGCUGACACGAUGCAAAACAAACUCCCAGUGCUCAAGAGCUGUGAUUUGUCAGUGCAGUCAAAAGUCCCCCUUGACUGGAGUUAUAGAAAUAGGAUUCCAGGGCACAUAAUGUUUUCAUUUUUAUUUAUGUUUAUUUUUUUUCAUUUAAUCUUUUCUCUUAGCACACAUGGGAGAUGCAGUUGAAUGGGGUUACUUUUAUUAUUUUUAAGCUGCAACUUAGAAUUCCUACAUGAUUGUUGUUUUAUUUCUUUUGAUAAUGCAACUCUUGAAAAGCUCUCUCCCCAUCCUACUCUUUGUUUUUUUUCUUAAGGAUAUAUCAGAUGCCUGCAUCACGAAGGGCUUUACUCUCAGUGCUUUGCUACAGAUUCAAGAACACAGCUUUAGUUUAAAGAAAACACACAGACCAAAACCUUCAUCCAUCCAUCCCAGCAGGCUCUUUGGUUUUUCCUGAUUUCAAACCCACAAGCCAUUGUCUGUGACCCAGUUUUUGUUACAGAAUAACAAAUGCAGAUCCUCAGACCCAAUUUUUGUUACAGAAUAAAAAAUGUAGAGUCUCAGACAUCCUCCAGCUUCCCAAAUUGCAGGAUGGGCCUUUGCCUGUCAGCACUUCGCUUCCAUCCCGCAACUGCCUUAACCUUAACUUAAGGGCAAGGAUGGAGUUAGAAAAAUGCCCAUUCCUGGGAACAGAAAGAGGGGCAUGGUCUGAGCUGUGCAGUCCACAUCCAGUGUUGGAAUUUUUUUCUCCAUAUUCAGGGGCAUUGAAAUUCAGGGUUUUGUUGAGACCUCAGUCUCUGCUGAAAUGUUAUUUUGACAUUUCCAAGCACUGUGUUCCCUGCAUGGCUGUCUGCUGAGGAAUGGCAUGGUUGAAAAAAUAAACUACUUGACAUUUAGCAGUCUCUAUGGGAUUGUCCAGUUGCCUUGCAUGACGUCAGGUUGGGGUUUUCUUUGCCUUGCACAAAUACCACCUUGGCGUAGCCCCAGUGGAAUCAAAAGGGGACCCCAAUCUAAAAUUGGUGCAGACAUUAGAAUUGGUUUCUCUGCAUCCUUGUUAACAAGGGGAUGCGUUUUCAGAAACUUCUUUUUACACAUACUGAAAUCAUACCUUUUUCUGACUUUGCCCAGCACAUCUUGGAUGUAUAGUGGGACAAAAAAGGCCGUUGCUUGAAUUGUCCAGACAAACCUUCCAUUCCUUGAGAAUUCAUCUAAUAAGGGCCUCACACUGCCAUACCGCCGCGUGAGGCACUGAACUACUUGGUGCUGCUACUGUUAAUCUCAGUUGGGUCUCAACUUGCUAGAACAGUGAAAAGGGAAAAAUACAGAGAGGAAUUAGCUUCAAUUAGCUGAGUUAGUUAUGCUUCAGAAUGCUUCAGAAUUGAACUGAGGGUCAGCAGACAUUUGGAAAGUGAUUGGAGUAUUUCCAAAUGGCUGGAAUGCGUUGGCAUUUUUUUUCUUGGAAAUAAAAAUUAAGGGAAUUGAUGAGAUUUGGACUCCCUCCUAUCCCCAUCAGAGUUUUAUGUUCAUCACGUUGCUGUUGGAGGCAAUGUACUUCAGGUUUACUUUUGUGUCUCAGUCAGGCACAUAUUUUUGCAGUAAAUGAGGUCCUGAGAGACAGAAAAGCAAUUCCAUCUCAUAACCAGCAGUUUCACUCCACAGCAAACCCAAGACAACCUGGAGGCUACCAGCACUAUGAAGCUUUAGCCCCCAAGUCUGCCACGGCUGUUGCUGCCACAUGAGAGCUUGUCACAGCUGGGUGUGUUGGGAUCAGUAUUUUCUUAGACUUGAACAAUCUUGGUGUGAUGUUUGUUUUAUUCUUGGCAGGCGACGUGAGGAAUUGUCAGUACUAAAGACAUAUGCAAAUGCUUCACUGGACUGAUGUGGUAGCAGCUUUGUUCCUUCAUUCACAAGGGUUUCCAGACUUAUUCUCACUGCCAUGCUCAUCUAUCUCCGUAAUUUCACAUGAGCUGCCUUUGCAGACAGAAGCAGAUCUGAUUAAUGCCUGCAAAGUUCACAGGCUUUCUGUGCACAAGGCAGAGCACCUCCGAAUGUAAGCAAUAACACUGACCUGUUCCCAUUUGCAUUAGGAAUUUUUGCUUUUCUUACCUAAAUCUGAGUUCACCUGCUCCCAUGCUGCUGCUGUGACUUGCCUUUUUUUGUUGGCAGAAAUUCCAGGAGAUAAGCAGCCAAGAUAUAGAAUUGGUGUGAGCACAGGCAGCAGUUCAUUAAGAUGGGCAAUCUUGUAAUGGGAGCCUUUGGUAUGAGCCAGGCUCAGCUUCUGUUAUCUGAUGGUUGAAGUUGGUCCAAGGAGGAAAGAUAAAACCAGGGCAUUGCAGCUGAGACCCUGAAAGGAUUAGCCACCCUUCCACGCUCCUGGAGAGACCUACCUGCCAUACAUCCCUGAGACCCAUAGUUUGUGGGCAUUUCUUCCACACUGACCAACAGCUUCCUUUCUUCAGCCACAGUUCUUCCUUCCUCCCAAUGGCAAAGCACAGCUUGGCUCUACCAAGUCAACCCAAGGUGUUCAGAGUUACUGAGUGGCAUUUAAAUUUGCUGCCUAAGGGGUGCCAGCAGGUCUCCCUUAGCAUUACAUAUGCUCAAAAUAUUAUAGUUUGUUCUGCUUUUAUACACUGAGUCUAUUACUUCUAGGCUGCAAAUGGUGCUUUCUAUCAUUCCAUUGACAUUUCUAGCCAAUCUGAGUCUUAAUACAAUUGCUUCGCUGAAAAAUGGCCUUUCAGCAGUUCUUAGACAUUAGGUACUUCUUUAUUAACUAGUGAUGUCAAGUGAAAUCUUUGGCCAUUGUGGGCUCCCUGAAUCCAGUGGAGCAGAAGGAGACUCCGUCUACUCAGAAGCAAUACUGGUGUUUUCUUUGGCAGAACAUGAACAUGGACUGCUUUUCUGUCAGCUUCUGUCUUGCCACAGCUGCUUGGCUAUGAGCAUCCCUCAACCCCAAAAGGGCACAGGGAAUUCAGAAGAAGCCACAUGGACUACAAGAAUGGGACUGUAGGAUGCAUGUCAUGCAUGUGCCGUUUCGCUUGUCAGAACCUUGCUUUAGUCGCUCUUUGUUUGAUGAAUGUCAUGACUCCAGGGAUGGGGUCUUCAGGAUACUAGGAAUUUGUGUUAUAUCCCCCACUUCAUUCAGGUUAAGUGCAGCAGAGCCGACUGUCACACCCUGGGAAGGAAAAGAUUAGCCAUACCCUGACAGUUUGUAGUGCUGGGCUUGUUCUGCAUGAAGUUGGUGUCCGCAGAUGGCAGAAAGCAAUAAGAAACUUGUCAAGUCCAACUCAGCAAAUAAUUUACAGCAACUUCAUAAGUGAAUUUUCCCUCUUGUUUCUUCCUUGUGAAUGGCUGAGAAAACCAAGGAAAUGCCUCCAGUGUAUUUGCAAGGUCAUUCCUGCACACCAUCUGUGGUCUGGAGGAGUUUGGAAAAGCUUCCUUAUAAUUCACACGCAUUGGUUUGUUCUGGACAUAGAUAUCAUGGGGGAUGUUUCUGCUCCCUGAGUUCCUUAGGCUGGAAUUUUCUCAUCUGUGCAAAUAUUUAGUUCAAAACCGUGCGAUUAGGAAAUGAGUAAGAGGAUCCUUGCUCAAUGCCAGUGGGCAGAGCACCACUGGACAUACAGUGCUCCAGGACAGCCAAAGCGCUGGCUUCCAACUCGCAAUCCACUUUCCAGGAAUAUUCUCUCACAGAUGCUUGAAAUUCUCUGCCUCUCCCAAUGCUCGCACCAGUUAAUGCAUUCAUUUGAGUAAUUACUGAGAGCAAACACGAGAAGGGGAUGAACCCAGACAAAACCAAAUUGGUACUAAGGUGAAGCAGGUGGUGCGAAUUUUAUUUGCGGUGUUCGCACAUCUCUUAGAUUGGAAGCAGAAACCUCUCGGGAAUCAGAGUUGCAUAUGGCCUAACAGAUCUUCGUUCUUCCCAUUGAAUUACCAGUUAAUAGGACAGCAGGAGGUGUCUUCCCUGCCACGUAUCUUAGCCCUUCAAAACCCUUUCCUUUUGCAGUCUGGCAUCACACAGAUGUGCAUUUGCCCCUUGGUAUAAACUGCAUCCCAGUGCGAUGUUUUUGGUGCCUCACAACUCUAACUGUGUGAACUUGAAAGGAAGAAGUGACCCCCGUUCUUCACCUGCAGUGCUUUCUGCCUGAUGGGAGGAGGAGGAUUCCUCUUGAAGACUCGCAGCCAUUUUCCUAAGGUCUUACACACAGUGGGACCAAACCUGUGCUCUGUUGAUUUCAGGUGGCCUAUAAGCUGUGCUCGGAGGUCUGUAGCUUGUCUACAGCCCCACGUUGCCUUCAGCGUGUUUUCAGUGCAAAGCAUGGUGACGAGGUUACACAUAGCUGUCCCUGACAAAUGCUAAGGGUUGCCAGUGGUCUAUGACCACCAAUGUUUGGGAAUCUCCAUGCUAGCAUAUGAAAGCAGCUCCCAUCAUCUGCUUUUGGGAAGGAGCCAUCUCAGAGCAGGGUUCAAUGGAAAACAGCAGCGCUGGGAGCUCUCAGUUCACUUCGGUACCACGUAUGUAGAGAGGAGGGGUGGGAAUGGGAGCAGGGGAAGAGCUGUGACUUUUUAAAACCCAUAGUGCCUACCACUGCAAAUGGAACGCUGUAUUGUAUUAUAUUAUACGUGACUACCAUGUAAAUAAAGUACAAUAAAUGUGUUCAUUAGGAUUUUGAUACAAGUCUAA